Messenger RNA from Quercus lobata, 2379 nucleotides. Its product is annotated as disease resistance protein RML1B-like. The record is from RefSeq and is a predicted model, not a curated record. The transcript is spliced from 7 exons. Lineage: Eukaryota; Viridiplantae; Streptophyta; Magnoliopsida; Fagales; Fagaceae. Gene Ontology annotation, biological process: defense response; signal transduction. Bases 1 to 2379 code for a protein of 792 amino acids.
AUGGCUCUUCUAACUAAUAAACGAGCCUUUUCUUUGUUUUUCACCCAACGAUGUAAAUAUGAUGUGUUCUUGAGUUUCAGAGGAGAAGAUACCCGCAAUGGUUUUACUAGCAAUUUGAAUGGUAUUUUGCGUCAUAAUGGUAUUAACACCUUCAUGGAUGAUGAGCUCCAAAGAGGAGAGAAAAUUUCCACUGAACUUUUCGAAAUUAUUGAAAGUUCAAAGAUUUCGAUAAUUGUAUUCUCUAAAAACUAUGCAACUUCCACUUGGUGUUUGGAUGAACUUGUCAAAAUUCUCGAAUGUAAAAAGAAUGGCCAAGUGGUGUUUCCGGUUUUUUACAAGGUAGAUCCAUCAGAAGUACGUAGCCAAAAGGGAAAGUUUGGAGAAGCACUGGCAAAACAUGAAGAAAAUUUCAAGUAUGACAUGAACAAGGUGCAAAGAUGGAGGGUUGCUCUAAAUGAAGCUGGCAAUUUAUCUGGUUGGCAUUACAAAAAUGACCGCCCUCAAUUUAGGUUUAUCCAAGAAAUUUUUGAAGAGAUCUCAAGUGCUAAAUUAAAUUGUUCGCAAGUAUUUGUUGUUAAAUACCCAGUUGGAAUAGACUCUCGCGUAGAGGAAAUAAGUUGUUGCUUAGAUAUUGAGUCAAAUGAUGUUCGCAUGUUAGUGAUCCAUGGUCUUCCAGGAAUAGAUGUUGCAAAAGAUGGCAAAUUAUUGAUGCAUGACUUGAUACAACAAAUGGGUUUUGAAAUUGAUCGACAAGAAGCAGAAGUGUCAAAAAAACAUAGAAGGCUAUUAUGUUAUGAGGAUGCUCUCGAAGUACUAAAUGGAGAUACGGGAUUAGGUGAAAUUCGAGGCAUAACAUUGUCCUUGCCACAACCAAAAAAGAUGCAAUUGAAUAUUGGAAAGAUGAAAAAUCUCAAAUAUUUAACAAUUCGUAAUGUAAUUUGUGAAGACCUUAAAUCUCUUCCCAAUGGGUUAAGGUUACUUGAUUGGAAAGAAUUUCCUUUAUUGUCCUUGCCGUCCACCUUUGAACCUACAAAACUAGUUGCACUUAACAUGCGAGAGAGCCAUAUUGAAUUGGAUGAGCAUUUCGAGAGGUGUCGAUUUGAAACAUUGAAAUAUAUGGAUUUGGCAUAUUGUAAAAAUAUUACAAAAUUGCCCGACUUAUCAGUGAUUGCGCCAAACAUAAAGGAGUUGGAGCUUCUCAGAUGCAUAAAUUUAGUUGAGGUUCAUCAGUCUGUUGGACUUCUUGAAAAUCUUGAAUACUGGAAUCUCCAUGAAUGCCCAAAUCUUAGAAUUUUACCAACAAAGCUCCAGUUGAAAUCUCUUAAAAGCUUUUUUCUCUUUGGUUCUAAAAUUCUUGAGCAAGGAACAGAAAGAUUAGCGUUGCUUUCAUCAAUAGGAUAUCUCACUGGCCUUCGUGAGUUAACAAUAAGUUUUAAAAAUGGGAGAGAUGUUCCAAGUAACAUCUCUGAUUUACAAAAUCUUAGGUGGCUUUCUAUGUAUGAUUGUGAUGAAUUUCCAAAAGCCAUGGAUACCCCUGGUUGCUUCCCCUAUUUAGAACGUCUAGAUAUCUCUUACAGCAACAUUACUACCCUCCCUGAAAUUUCUAUCAUAUUUCCCCAAUUAAAGAUUCUAGGGCUUUACUGUUGCUGGAACGUUUCGAAAAUUCCAACACUUCCACAUUGUAUACAAGAUGUAGAUGCAACAGGGUGUAAUUCGUUGAAUUCACAAUCAAGAAGAGGAUUAUUGAAUCAGUUUGGAGAAUUUAUAGGGCUUCAACAAAAUAUCAUAUGUGCAAAGGGAAUACAACAUCAGGAUUCUGAUUCUGAAACAAAAUUUGAAUCUGUAUCAGAAUUUGAACUCGAUGAAGCUACAUUUGAAAUGGACUCAACAUGGAAACUUUAUGAUUCUUAUUCAUUUACACUUCCAGGAACUAAGAUUCCAAAGUGGUGGUUCGACCAUCAAAGUGUUGGAAGUUCCUUAUCAAUCUCGGUUGGUCAGAAACUUCCAUCAUUCGCUUCUUGUGUUGCACUAAAAUUGGAAUUGAAGGAUGAUGAAUAUCGUAUGUUUACCUGUUCUGUCUACAUGUGCAUCAAUGGUUUUGAAAGAUGUCUUGUGGAUUUUAAAUUUCAAUUAGAUCCAGGGGAUUGGAAUGACAUUGAGAUUCGAUUUGAAUGUUCAAAAUAUGAUCCUAAAAUGGCAAAAAUUACAAUAGAAAGGUGCAGAGUCCAUGUAUCAUGCAUUUGUACUCCUUGCAACUUCGCAACAAAUGAGGAUGUUGAAGAAAAUGAGAACCUCUUGAUUGAACUUCCAACAAAUAUGCCAAGUUGUGGUGAUGAAAAUUCUUUAGGAGGCAUGAAAGGAAGCACAUCAAGCAUUUGA